UCCCCCAGCAUGCAACACUGCUCUCCGUUCAUACAGGUUGCGAAUCUGUCCGAAGAACACGACAAAACCAUCAAUUGUUUGUCUUUCUCGGACGACGGAUGUCUCCUUGCCAGCGGUGGUGACGACAGGAAGCUCGUCGUCUGGGAUCCUGCCCAGGGAAAACCGAAGUGUCGCGUCAUCUUCGAAACCUCUAUCGACACUCUCCUAUGGCAUCCCAUCUAUUCCGGAUCUCUGAUCGUUGGCCUAGGAAGCGGCGAUCUUCAACAGCUGAGUGGCUUUGACUCGUUGUGCGACUACCAACAGGCUGAGAUCCGACUGGGAGCCAAGGAGGCGAUACAUUGUAUGGCCUACGACACCACCACCAGAUGCCUUGCGGUCGGGAUGGGCGGUCGUGUUUAUGUCACGCGUGAAUGCCAACGCAAUGUGUAUGCUGGCGUCGUCUCACUCCCUGAUCCUCUAUCUCGGUCUGGAGACGUACGAGAAGGCCCCACCGAGGCGCGUUCCUCAGCCAAGAAAGUCAUCGCCAUGGAUGUCUCGUUCCAUAACGAAGGCAAGAACCUCAUUGUUUCUUACGUGUUUCAUGGUAUUGUGUGUUGGGAUAUCAGUGGUCAAAGACGUGUAUGGAAAAUCUCGCCUGCGGUGGCUACUCCGACCAUAGCUGGCGCAUCCCUGUUCGCGCCAUUGAGAUUGCUUGCUGUCUAUAAUGCGACCAGUGGCAUAGACGUGUACCAUAUUGCCUACCAUGGCAAGCAAGCGCCGCGCAAGACAUACGCACUCGAUGAGCGUCCACAGUCGAAACACCAUCUACCCGUGCUGUUCAUAAAUAAAGGGGCCCAAAUUUUUUGCGGGACAACCAAUGGCAACGUACGCGUCUGGGACGUCGCCUCAGGCAAUAUCUUUCAGGACUUGCAUCAUGAUAGUACGUCUUUGUCUUGUCUGCUUUGCAACCUGUACUUACCGCAGAGGUUCGUUAGGCGAAGUUGUACAAGCGAUCAGCGUGAGUACUAG
This is a messenger RNA of Epithele typhae, 1008 nucleotides long. RefSeq names its product WD40-repeat-containing domain protein. The transcript has 5 exons. The annotation marks the transcript as partial. The record is from RefSeq and is a predicted model, not a curated record. Lineage: Eukaryota; Fungi; Basidiomycota; Agaricomycetes; Polyporales; Epitheliaceae. Gene Ontology annotation, molecular function: protein binding.